AUGUUUCAAUUUGAUAAACAUAUACGAUAAAUUGUAUUAAAUAAAGAAAGUCGUCGAAAAACACCGGUUAUUGUUGCUAUUAAAGGCAAAGAUCGUGAAUUCGGUGAAGCAGCUAUUUCUCGAUCAAGUAAAAUUCCUUCACAAUCUUAUAUGUAUUUACGUGAGUUAGUUGGAAAAUCAUUAAAUAAUCCGGUUGUUGAACAAUACUUAAAACGAUUUCCAUAUUAUAAAUUAAAAAGUGAUGCACAUACAAAUGAACUUGUUUUUGACCAUGAUAGUGAAACAAAUUAUACUGUUGAAGAACUUCUUGCAAUGAUAUUAAAAAAAGCUCGUGAAUAUGCAACAGAUUUUGCUGAACAAUCAGUUGAUGCUGCCGUUAUAACUGUUCCACCAUAUUUUACACAAACUGAACGACGUGCUAUUAAACGUGCAUGUGAAUUAGCCAAUAUAAAAUUACUUCAAUUAAUGAAUGAUAAUACAGCUGUUGCACUUAAUUAUGGUAUAUUUCGUCGUAAAGAUUUUAAUUCAACAGGUUCAACUUAUUUAUUUUAUGAUAUGGGUUCACAAUCAACAACAUGUACAAUAGCAACAUAUAAUGUUGUUAAAACAAAAGAAAAUGGUUAUGUUGAAGAGGUACCACAAUUAACAAUAAAAUCGGUUGCAUUUGAUCGUGAUUUAGGUGGUUUAGAAUUUCAAAUACGUUUACGUGAUUAUUUAGCAAAGAAAUUUCAUGAACAUCAUCCAAAUAUAGAUUUAUUUCAAAAUUCAAAAGCAUUAACAAAAUUAUUUCGUGAAGCUGAACGUGCUAAAAAUGUUCUAAGUGCUAAUAAUGAAUAUACAGCACAAGUUGAAGGUUUAAUUGAUGAAAUUGAUUUUAAACAUCGAAUAACACGUGAACAAUUUGAACAUUUAUGUGAAGAUCUUUUUCAACGAGUUAAACGACCUAUUGAAGAAGUACUUAAUACAACUGGAAUUACAUUGGUAAGAAUUCGUCGUUAUAUGUGA
This is a messenger RNA of Rotaria sp. Silwood2, 1005 nucleotides long. The record is from the annotation of a GenBank genome assembly. Lineage: Eukaryota; Metazoa; Rotifera; Eurotatoria; Philodinida; Philodinidae.